AUGGCCGAUCCGCGCUUCCUGGACGCGUGGAUCCGUGGGCGUACUGCACCAAAAGGCCCGAGUACGCUGCAAGUGCGUCUUGACGCGCCGGGUGGUGUUACGUAUGCACCCGACCAGCGUGAUCCACACAACUCUGCCAAGCGGACGUUCCUGGUGCCACCGCUUCCGGAGCCCGAGGACGCGCUGCAUGACUUUGAGAGCGAGAUUCAAGGACAUUAUCGUGCUAUUCGUACAGAGCCUACGUUUGUGAUUGGUGAUGAAGAUUGCGAAGGAGACACGCCUGCGCAGCAGCUUGCUGCGGAAUACCGCGCCGCGGAGGCCUCGCAAGCCGAGACGCAGCGCAGCGGUUCAGAAGCGAGGGAGGGAGAUCGUGGGGUAGUGGAGCUUAAAGGCAUUACUGGCGACCGGGAGGAGGGUGGCGACAAAGACGAGCGCGAGGGCGGAGGUCGCACUAGCCCAGGAGCAUCCUUGCCGCCCCGUCGCGACACAGAUUCGCUCGAUGGCAUGGCCCAGGUGGACGUGGAUCUCGGCGAUGCUAAGAAUGAGGUUCCCGAGCUGGACAAUGGCGUGCCCGAGCGGGCCGGGUCCGAUGUACCCAAAGACGCGGGGGCGGUCGCCGACAAGACACCCGUCGAGGUACGACCGCAAGGCGCAGUACAGGAUGCAGAUGGGGCAAAGGCCACAUCCAGUGAUGACCCCAAGCGAGACGAGACGGAACCCGUCGAUCUCACCCCGGACGCCGAAGAGGCUGUACUGGAAGGUACAAAAGUCAAUGAGCGCCCCGAGCCCAAGUCCGCGGACAAGGUCCGUGGACAGGAGGAGGAAAGAAAGGGGGGCGACACCGAACGUGCUGGCCCCCACCACGCUGAGGCCCAGCAGAGCGAUGGAGAACAUGUCGGUGCUCAGCCGACGCUUGAGCCGGCCGAGCGUGCCAAGCGACCCCAGGGCGUAGAGGGCGACCCACGGAGUACCGUGGCACAUGAUGCCAAGACCGAGCGCCAGCAGGUCAAUGACGUUGAAGCUGCUGCGGAUGGUGUGAAGGCCGAGGAUAUCGAAGCUGGAAGCGUUUCCCGCGAUGCCAACGAGGAGAAGUGUGUCGACGAAUCGCAUGCACAGAAACCUACUUCGAAAAAGGCACGAGCCAAAGCGGCAAAGAAGGCACGCAAGUCGCAGGCCGCUCAGCAACCAGCUACGUCGGACGACACUACGAAGGCGAAAGAGGCCGUGUCAGAGACGUCAAAUGUGACGGGCGCAGAUGCGUCGAGUGGAGUGGCGGACGUGCAUGGUAUUUCUGGUGAGGUGCAUGGAAAAGAUAAGGACACGGCUUCUGGGGCACAGAAAGUGGACCAGGAGAAGGAUGAGAGCAAGACCGUGGACAAGGAUGUGUCACGCGCCAAAGGUACAGGCAAGGACACCACGGCCGCCGAACAGGCUGCAGCCGACGAGCCAAAACGGUCCGAGGAUGACGCACCGAAUGUGUCCGACACGGACAGCACUCCUGCGCCAGGUACCAAGGGCAGCAAGAAUGCACAGACCAAGAGCACGGGUGCUUUAGAUGCUACCGAUGUUAAAAACGCCAAGGACGCUACAGACAAGGGCAGUGCGGACAAGAACGCCAAGGCCAAAGGUACCAAGGCCGAGAGCAGUGCCGCGGACGCCAAGGCGGACACCAAAGAUGUCAAGGACAAUGUCGAGGCGGACAGCAAGAAUGCCAAGGCCGAGGCGGAUGCCAGCAAGCACGGCCAGGGUCCGCGUGACGCCAAGGCCGAUGAUGCCAAGAGUGCCAAGCCAGAGAAUAUCGGUAGCACCGAUGCCAAGAUCGCCGGUACAGAGGAUCCCAGCGACAAGAAGACCGAUGCACAGGGCACAAAGGCCGCAUCCCUUGACACGGAACGCGCCAAGGAGCCCGCCGCCGAGGCCGCGGACGCCAAAGGCAAGGCCCCGGCCGAGUCCAAGGAGUCCACGGCGUCUGCGGCCGGCGCCAAGGAGCGCGAGGUCAAAAAAGAGCCCGAAGCAGAGGAAAAGGCGCCGAAGGACACAGCCGACGCCGAGGCAAAGGGCGCCAAGGAUGCUGAGCCCGCGGCUGCUCCCAAGGACGCGUCGCGUGACGCGCCCGCCGUCGGUGCGAACGUCACCCCCGCCGCUCCUUCUGCCCCCUCGAUCACGACCAAUGCGCAGCGCCCUGCGGAUGCACGCUCUUUCCGCAGCACCAAGUCGCUCACGCCGAGCAUGGCGCCCAGUCUUGCGCCGAGCGUGUCGCAGCUGAGUGUCGUGUCCGACAUGCGCUCCGGCACGCAAAAGCCAGAGAUGUCGCGCGUCGUGCGCCAAAACAUGCAUCUCAGCACGACGGCGAUCCCGCCUAGCAUUUCCGAUCCCAGGCUGAGCAAGAAGUCGUGGAAUGCGCCAACGUUGACGUCGUACCGAGCGAGCGAGACGCUCUCUCACCAGACGCCCGGCCGCGAUGCGGGAACGCAGUGGGAGCGCGUUAGUGGCAACGACGGUGCGAACCCCGAGCUCGUCGCGUCCACCGGCCCCAUAACGUUUGACACGAUCAGCAUGCUCUUUACGCCCGACCCCCGCCCCUGGCGUCCGUACCGCUUUGUGCGCCGCAGCGAUCCGCGGCAGCUGCUCCUCUUUUCUGCCGGUACGCUGCUGACCGGUGGCCAAGUCCGUGCGGCGGAGCUCGCGCAGCGUGCGGCGUCCGAUGGAAGCGCCAAGGCGCUUGACCGCCGCUCGAUCGCGUCGUACUUUGGCACGACGGAGAACACUGAAUCGCAAGCCGGCGUCGGUGUCGUGUACUCCCCUACGCCCGGUCUCUGCACGUCGCUUGCGGAGAAGUGCGAGGACGAGCGUGCGGAGCUCAACAUGUCGCGCCGUCUUGAGCGUCCCGACUUUUUGAACCGCACGACGAUGCAGCGUGCCGCGCUGCGUGCCGUGAUCGCUGCGCUGGAAUAUGUGCGCUGGGAAGAAGAAGGCUUUGACAAGAUUGUCAUUGCGACGCACAAUGCCUGGCUCGUGCGCGGCAUCACGCACGACAUCUGGGAGUGGCGCCGCAACGGCUGGACGCUCACGCGCCAGACGCCGCAGGGCCUGCCUGGCGAUGCGGUUCCCGAUCGCGAUCUAUGGGAGCUGCUGGACUACACGGUGCGGCAGUACGAGGAGAUUGAUUGCAACUGCCGGUUCUGGCACAUUCCCAAAGACACCAACCUGGAGGCGGUGCGCCUCGCAGAGGUCGGCGCGCUCAAAACCAACCAACACCCCGGCCUCGUCCGCUGGAGGAAGCACGUAGCGCCUCAAUAG
Molecule: messenger RNA, 3300 nt
Organism: Malassezia japonica
Lineage: Eukaryota; Fungi; Basidiomycota; Malasseziomycetes; Malasseziales; Malasseziaceae
Exons: 4
Coding region: 1-3300 (1099 amino acids)
Molecular function (GO): RNA-DNA hybrid ribonuclease activity; nucleic acid binding
Source: RefSeq, a predicted model, not a curated record